GUUCGAAUCCUUCCGAUAUGACCGUAGCGCAUGCUCACAUCGCAUCAGUAUGUGACAGAUUUUCUAACCUCGAGAACUCGUCAAAUUUAAUGAUAAAUAUCUCGAUUCGCGGGGCAGAGUGACACUUUUUCUACCGGAUUUGUUUGUUUCAUGUAAAAACGCAUCGAUUAAGCCCAAUUUCUUCAAAAUCGGAGGUAAUGAAGGCUAAACUGAAUAAUUACCAGAUUCUGUUUGUGAGAGUCGGACACGUGCGUUUAAAGACACUUUUGGCAUGCUCGAAAAAAAAUGGUAUUGAUUUAUCGAACAUAUUAGAAAUCAAUGAAUUGCUAGCACGUGUUCAGCUGAAAAUCGCACAAUAAUAUUCAAAGUUUAAUAAUAUUGAUGCUUAAUAAUUGUGGUUAUUUUGGGUAUCACAGGUUAUUUGCUAAAUUCAUUUUCGUUUAUCCAUUAAUGGAACAAGAAACAGCUUAGAACAGUUAUAAAAGAAAAAAAAACUGUAUUAGAAGACGGAUAAAUAUCAUUAGUCAAAAUGUCUAAACGUCCAGAGCGUAUGGCACCACCUGAGGUGUACUAUGACGAAACAGAAGCUAAGAAAUACACCCAAAAUUCUCGUAUGAUAGAGAUCCAAGAAAAGAUGUGUGAACGUGCUAUAGAACUUCUUACGCUACCUGAAGAUGAGAGUUGCUUACUUUUGGAUAUCGGUUGCGGUUCAGGCCUCAGCGGCGGCGUAUUGGAAGAUCAGGGACAUGUAUGGAUAGGUGUUGACAUCUCUUCAGCUAUGCUUGAGGUAGCUGCUGAAAGAGAAACAGAUGGUGACUUGAUCCUGGGAGAUAUAGGUCAAGGAUUGCCAUUUAAAGCUGGUUCGUUUGACGGAGCUGUUAGUAUCUCUGCGCUUCAAUGGUUAUGCUAUGCAAGCAAAGCUUCACACAAUCCUACGAAACGUUUAUAUCGUUUCUUCUCGUCACUGUAUGCCUGCUUGUCAAGGACCGCAAGAGCAGUGUUACAAUUCUAUCCGGAGAACAGUGAACAGGUUGAACUGAUCACAGCACAAGCUACAAAAGCUGGUUUUUUUGGUGGUGUGGUCGUUGAUUUCCCAAACAGCACAAAAGCAAAGAAAAUGUUCUUAGUUUUAAUGACCGGGGGAGCUGCUCCGCUUCCGAAGGCACUAGGUGUGGAAAACCAAGAUAGACAAACUGUUGCCAACUCAAGAAGGGAAUACAUAAAGAAAGCCAAAGGUAAAUCAUUGAAGAAAAGUAGAGAUUGGAUUUUAGAGAAGAAAGAAAGGCGGCGACGACAAGGAAGAGAAGUUAGAGAUGAUUCCAAAUAUACUGGACGAAAGAGAUCUGGUCGAUUCUAAGAUCUACUUCGUUAACUAUUAUAAAAUACUAUUAAUAAAAUAUUAUUUUUAAUAAUUUACAUUAUUGUAAAAAACUUCAUAAAGUUUGAUUAAUUCUUGUCCAUUUAUAUACCGAUCAAUCUAAUAUUUGAAAAUAAUAUGAAUAUAAAAUAUAUUCUUUAAUAACAAAGA
Messenger RNA from Wasmannia auropunctata (little fire ant), 1528 nucleotides. Its product is annotated as probable 18S rRNA (guanine-N(7))-methyltransferase. The coding region runs from base 530 to 1357 and encodes 275 amino acids. The transcript is spliced from 5 exons. Gene Ontology annotation, biological process: rRNA (guanine-N7)-methylation. Gene Ontology annotation, molecular function: rRNA (guanine) methyltransferase activity. Gene Ontology annotation, cellular component: nucleolus. The record is from RefSeq and is a predicted model, not a curated record. NCBI's taxonomy places the organism in Eukaryota, Metazoa, Arthropoda, Insecta, Hymenoptera, Formicidae.